Molecule: messenger RNA, 1644 nt
Organism: Exophiala bonariae
Lineage: Eukaryota; Fungi; Ascomycota; Eurotiomycetes; Chaetothyriales; Herpotrichiellaceae
Exons: 1
Coding region: 1-1644 (547 amino acids)
Molecular function (GO): protein binding
Source: RefSeq, a predicted model, not a curated record
AUGAAUGUUCCGCCCGCAUCAGAGCUUCUGGGGAAGCCAGAAGAGCUCAGUUCAGCAGAAUUACAGUAUCUUCAGCGGCCAGCAAGCUACAACGAAGUCCUCCUGGACAUAGCAGAGCUGAAACGACGUUUGAAGUUUCACCCUUCGUCUCCAUCAACAACAUUCGCCGCCAAGUCGAGCAUCAUUGACGCCGGAACCAUCAGCAAACUGCCUGCAGAAGGCCUCAUCGCUAUCUUACGCCACACUACAAUCUCCAAUCUUUUCACACUACGCAGUAUCAAUUCUACUAUCAAAUCGGUCAUUGAUCACUGGGAGCCAUUCAAAUUGAUCACAACUUAUGGAGAUACUACAGUCAAAGCUCUUCUGGUUACAGGUGCAGGUCACUUGUGGACAGCACCACAGCUUGUCAGUGUUCUGUUCACCACGAAAUGUGAGUUUUGUAGCGAACAUGGUGAGAUCAUUCAACUGUUGAAGCUGAAAAGAUGCUGCUUCCACUGUCUGUCUGAAGAACGCGGGCUUCUGGCUGUCGACAUUGAGUAUGCGAAAAAGUCUUUGGGCCUCUCUGAGGAAGAAGUACAGACACUGCCGAUGCUCACGACCUUCCCUCAGAAGAAUCUUUGGGGCUUCUCCAGUGUCCCUUUUACUGUUCUCGAUUAUGAAGCAGCAUUGAGGCUAUCAGGCGAUCGCGCCUUGAAGUGUCCUCCGAAUACCGCAAGACUCGGAAUGUUUCCUUUCAAAAUCAAGAAAACUGGAAUUUAUCUUGAUGAAGUGUUCCGAAGCACCCAUACGAGAGUUGAGAAAAGACUCCACGAACGCCGAGGAAAGUCCUCCAUGAAGCUCGCAUCAGCAAUUAUCAAAUGUCCUGAAACGAACUAUUGGCAGCAUGCCUGCGCUGUUCGACAACGAGCAAUGACCAGAAAGCGGGCCAGGCUCGCAGACGACACUCUCAAAGACAAUGUCACCAUCGUCGGUGCCAUACACUGUGAAAGGUGUGCCCGUUACUGGAACUAUCACUCCCCUCUGCCGUUUUACUAUCACAAAAUGUACCCUCAUCGCCCUACAGGCGGUCCUACAGAGUUCACUAAUCACGUGAAGCACUGCAUCUACGCUCAUGCCCACUGGAUAAUGCUCGAGUGUCCUUGGGACCCAUUGUCACCGAGCAACAGGCUCAUUUUACUCGAACGUCAUAGGCAUAUUACCUUUUCUCGGAUUCCAGGUGAAACCUUGGAGCAGUCAUGUGCGAACUUCGAGCGCAUACCCACUGGACUUAGACAGCUGGGAGUGCUAUAUUCGAGCGACUUUAGGAAUUUCCAGCAACCCUACGAUUGGCCACAAGCUGGAGAAGGAGAAGUCGUGGAGGGUGAAAAAGCGGUGACGCUGAGACGGGUGAUGGAACGAGGAAAGCAAGCUGCAUGGAUGCAUCACCAAGAUGACGAUAGAGAUCGAUAUUGGGACAUGCUUGUUGCUCCAGAAGCCGCCAGCCAGAAAAAUUGGGCCUGUGCGAACCUGUACAACGGGAGUUCUACCCUCUUCAGGGGGCCAACAGCGUUGCAUGAGAGCAAACGCCUCCGCCUCAAUAGGAAGGGUGGAAAUUCACCUGCAGAUGACUGGACGAAAGCGCAGUGGGGCUUGGACAAGUUGUGA